This is a messenger RNA of Psylliodes chrysocephalus, 1613 nucleotides long. The record is from the annotation of a GenBank genome assembly. NCBI's taxonomy places the organism in Eukaryota, Metazoa, Arthropoda, Insecta, Coleoptera, Chrysomelidae.
UCCUUGACAUACGUCAGAUUCAGUUUCAUAAAGUGUUUUCUAAACUACCGAGUAAGUUUAGUAGUUAUCAAGGUGGUUUUUAUUUAAGACUAAAACUCGGUUUUUCCAAAUGAUUAUUAACCAAAAAUCAAUGCAAAUACGAUAAUAAGUAUUUAGAUUUAGUGAAUAGUUUCAUUCAAAAGAGCUGACAGUAUCUGGAUUAAAAGAUGUGUCCGUUUUCUGGUCUGGUGCAGUUUUUAAUACUGCUUGUAACACUUCUUCUUGUGUGCCAUGCAGUUAUCGUCAAAAGUUUCAAGACUAAUUUUAAGCCAAACUCAACUACGGUGACAAUGUACGAAUCUGUGGUUGUAGAAUACAACAUCGAUCCUCAAGGUGAUCCUCUAUCCGAGUACGUACUGUAUAGUGAAAACGAUGAGGUGGCAUCUCUUGAUAAAGAAUAUCUUAUAUCAAAUAAAAACCUGAACAUGCGAGGUACCUUUAACAUAUCGGGGAACUUUUUAGGUAAAACGGUAAUAUCCUGCAGGAAAAAAAAUUCUGCCGAAUUAUCGGAAGAUCCUCUAAAAGUAAUAGUGAUCAGAAAGAAACGCUUGAUAGACACCAUAUUCACUGCCAGCGUCGCGACGCUGGUCAGCAUACUGUACGUCAAUUUCGGUUGCGCGAUGGAUUGGGGCGAUUUCAAAAAUAUUUUAAAGAGACCGGUCGGACCCAGCAUCGGAUUGUUCGGCCAUUUUGUCAUUAUGCCUUUGCUUAGUUACGGACUAGGAUUGUUACUGUUUCCCGAUAACCAUGAAAUGCAAUUGGGUCUAUUUUUCACGGGAGUAUCCCCGGCAGGUGGGGCUUCCAACGUGUGGGCGGUACUGUUGGAAGGAAAUUUAAGUUUGUCCAUUUCGAUGACAGCCGCCAGCACGAUCGCCGCAUUUGGACUCAUGCCCUUGUGGAUUUUUACUUUAGGACGACUAAUAUUCAACAAUGCCAAGCUCAAAGUACCCUAUAAGGAAAUAAUGACGUACGUGAUAGCGCUGAUAGUGCCGCUAGCAAUCGGUUACCUGAUUCAGAGGUACUUGAAUAGGGUCGCUCAAUUUAUGACGAGAAUCAUCAAAGGAUUUUCUUCGCUGCUGAUUAUCUUUAUCAUAAUUUUCGCUAUCGUUACCAACAUGUAUUUGUUCCAGUUAUUCUCGUGGAAGAUAAUUCUCGCUGGUAUGGGAAUACCAUGGUUGGGCUAUCUUUCUGGGUACCUCAUAGCUAAACUGUUGAGAAGAAAUCCUACCGAUUGUCUCACUAUAGCCAUCGAAGUCGGCAUCCAGAAUACCGGCAUAGCGAUAUUUUUGUUAAGGUUUGCGUUGUCGCAACCGGAGGCGGAUCUCACGACAGUUGCUCCUGUAUCAGUGGCGGUAUUGACGCCGUUCCCGCUGUUAUUUCUUUUUCUUGUCAAGAAAGCUCAAUCGCGGUUCUGUCAUUCGCAUUCGAAAUUGUCUCAAGAGGAAAUCCUGAAAACGGACAAAAACAGCAACAACAACGGCGUCGGAAUACAUAACGAAUUACAGAGUAUAGCUAAAAAAAUAAGUGAUGUCGAAUGAAAAAAAUGUAGUUAAUAUAGUAGUUUUUAUUAAAAA